CUUUUUCAGAUAAAGAUCUAAUUUGCAAUGGUGAACGAUGAAGGCGGUGAAAAAAAAACAAACCCUGAGAAACUUACCGGCUACGACUUCUACCGCUCCUCCCUGGGAUCCCCGCGCUACGUCGUGGCACCCAUGGUGGACCAAAGCGAGUUGGCCUGGCGAAUGCUCUGCCGGCGAUAUGGCGCAGAGCUCUGCUACUCGCCAAUGUACCAUGCAAACCUUUUUGCCACAGACCCCAAGUAUCGCAAGGACGCUUUACAGACGUGUCCCGAGGACAGGCCACUGAUUAUCCAGUUCUGCGGCAACGAUGCCCAACAAAUUUUGGACGCAGCCCUCUUGGCUCAGGACCACUGCGAUGCGGUGGAUAUUAAUUUGGGCUGUCCACAAGCUAUAGCCAGGAGGGGUCACUACGGGUCCUUUCUGCAGGACGAAUGGGAACUGUUGACAGAAAUUGUGAGCACACUGCACGCUAAGCUAUCCAUACCUGUGACCUGCAAGAUUCGUAUUUUCGAGGACCUUGAGAAGACCAUUAGAUAUGCCAAGAUGUUGGAGGAUGCCGGCUGCCAGCUACUCACUGUCCACGGGAGGACCAGGGAGCAGAAGGGUCCUUUGACUGGCGUUGCCGAUUGGAAUUACAUUAAGGAAGUGAGGAAUCACAUCAAAAUUCCCAUGAUUGCCAACGGUAACAUUCUGGGACUGGAAGAUGUCCAUCGCUGCCUAACCGAAACGGGAGUCGAUGGGGUAAUGACCGCCGAGGGCAAUCUCCACAAUCCGGCUAUCUUCCAGGGAGUGUCGCCACCUGUUUGGCAAAUGGCCCAUGAGUACUUGGAGCUGGUCCAGCUCCACCCCUGUCCAAGCUCCUACAUACGAGGACAUCUCUUCAAGCUCUUCCAUCACAUUAUGAACAUCAGGCAGAACUCGGAACUCAGACAAUACCUUGCUACUGCCAAUCAGCUAGGGCAAUUCCAAACUGUCGUGCAAGAGGUGCGGGCGAAAUAUGAACCCUUCCAUAAGGGCGAACUUCCUUACGAGCCCGAACCAAUGGCCGCCGGAUCAGAAGAAGAUAAGCUACUGCUGGCCCCUUGGCUGUGCCAACCCUACAUUCGGGCCUCACCCGAAUCCCACCUCCAAAAAAUCGCGGAAAAAGUGCGUGAGGCCGAAGAUCCUAAUAGAGCUAAGCGGCAGUACUUUGAUAAGGACGGCAACGAGAUCUCCCGAAAACGGAUGAAAAAACUGCGUAGGCGUCAGCGGAGACCGAACAAAACGGAUACACAGAUUCAACAUCGGCAUGAAAGACGCCUGGAAUACUGCACAGAAUGCACCAAUCCCCAGGGAUCCAAGUGUGAGUUUCGGCUGUGUCGUGUCUGCUGUAAGGACAGGUGCUACAACAAUGAUCACGACUGUCCUGGUCACGGGAUCUUGAUCAAAUCCCGCAGAGCCAAGGCUAAGCAAUUUGAGCAUCACAUAGCGCAGGAGGGCAACCAAGACGUGUCGAGAAGUCCAGACAGCGGACCGGCGAUAGUUGCGAUUGAUGCACAAAAUCCACUUUGACGUUGACGAAACUUUGUUCCUAUGACGCUAUUAUAAAUACAUUACAAAUAAAUAUAUUUUUUUAUUACAAUCU
Molecule: messenger RNA, 1624 nt
Organism: Drosophila eugracilis
Lineage: Eukaryota; Metazoa; Arthropoda; Insecta; Diptera; Drosophilidae
Gene: Dus1
Product: tRNA-dihydrouridine(16/17) synthase [NAD(P)(+)]-like
Exons: 4
Coding region: 28-1551 (507 amino acids)
Biological process (GO): tRNA processing
Molecular function (GO): tRNA dihydrouridine synthase activity; flavin adenine dinucleotide binding
Source: RefSeq, a predicted model, not a curated record